This is a messenger RNA of Chenopodium quinoa (quinoa), 1006 nucleotides long. Its product is annotated as 40S ribosomal protein S8-like. Gene Ontology annotation, molecular function: structural constituent of ribosome. Lineage: Eukaryota; Viridiplantae; Streptophyta; Magnoliopsida; Caryophyllales; Amaranthaceae. Gene Ontology annotation, cellular component: cytosolic small ribosomal subunit; ribosome. The coding region runs from base 145 to 795 and encodes 216 amino acids. The record is from RefSeq and is a predicted model, not a curated record. The transcript is spliced from 5 exons. Gene Ontology annotation, biological process: translation; maturation of SSU-rRNA from tricistronic rRNA transcript (SSU-rRNA, 5.8S rRNA, LSU-rRNA).
AAGCCCAUUUGACGAAAUAAUUAGGGUUUAUCUCACUCCAUUUCUUCUUCUUCAUCACCUCACUGCCUCCCUUAGUCCCUUCCCUCAUAUUCAUACUCGAACCUCUCAGAAACCCUAGUCUCUAGUUCCUCCAAUUCUGCAAAAAUGGGUAUUUCUCGUGAUUCCAUGCACAAGAGGCGUGCCACUGGUGGCAAGAAGAAGGCCUGGAGGAAGAAGCGAAAGUACGAGCUUGGGAGACAGCCAGCUAAUACCAAGCUUUCUAGCAACAAGACAGUUAGGAGGGUUAGGGUUCGUGGUGGUAAUGUCAAGUGGCGUGCAUUGAGGUUGGAUACUGGUAACUUUUCAUGGGGUAGUGAAGCUGUGACUCGCAAGACUCGUCUUCUGGAUGUCGUUUACAAUGCAUCCAACAAUGAGUUGGUUAGGACCCAGACUUUGGUCAAGAGUGCCAUUGUCCAGGUUGAUGCUGCACCUUUUAAGCAGUGGUAUCUCCAGCAUUACGGAGUUGAGAUUGGACGCAAGAAGAAGAAUGUUGCUGCAAAGAAAGAAAGCGAGGAGGCUGAGACCACCGAAGAAGCCAAAAAGAGUAACCAUGUUGCGAGGAAGCUGGAAAAGCGUCAGCAGACCCGCACUUUGGACUCUCACAUUGAAGAACAAUUCGGCGGUGGUCGUUUGUUGGCCUGCAUUUCUUCCCGUCCUGGUCAAUGUGGCCGUGCUGAUGGAUAUAUACUUGAGGGCAAAGAACUGGAAUUCUACAUGAAGAAAAUCCAGAAGAAGAAGGGCAAAUCUGCUGCUUAAUUUUUUGCUGUAGAAUCAUAGUCAGAUAUGUUAUAUCUUUUUUUGGUUGAUGGUAGUUGUGUUGAGUUCAACUCUGUUAAUUCGUCCAAAACUUUUUGUAAUGUGUAGUGUGCUGAUUUUAUAUUUAUGUUACCUCUAGUUAAACUUUGGCUUCCAUUUUCAUUCCUAAGCUCGAGCAAGUAUAACAGGGUAUACACGAAUUACUUUAUCA